UUUUUCGCGAGUCUGCCGAGCCAUUUUCUUUGCGUUGUGUUUGCAGUGAAUUUUGCAGCCGGAAUUUUAUUGCACGAAGCUUCUGACAUGCCCAACAAGUGUUGUGUGCCGGCAUGUUCAAGUAAUUACAAGACCGGGAAGAAAGUUCAAGUAUUUUCAUUCCCCAAGGAUGAAGUACAAAGGAAGAAGUGGCUCAGUGCUAUUCCAAGAAAGGAUUUCUUCCCGACGGAAAACAACAAGGUAUGCGCAUUGCAUUUCACCGAGUCAUGCCUCGAGAACAAGUCGUCCUACACGGAUCCUAUGACAGGAAGAGUGCUAGAGGUUUCACUGAAAGUACCGCGCCUGCGUUCAGGAUCAGUGCCCACACUGUUCCCAGGAUGUCCUUCGUACUUGUCGAAGGAUGACCCCUCUCCGAGAGAAUGCCCGGAAACGAAAAAAAUGCGCCGAGAAGCGGCUGACCUCGCUCGUGCCAUCGCAGAAUCGGAGGCUACUUAUCGCGAUGAAGAAGCGAAAUGUUGUUUUUCUUCGCUUCUUGAGCUUAUGGAAUGUUUGAAAAGCGCACCUGUGCCAAAUGAGUGGAUUGUAAUUCACCGCCCAAACUGUUCCCUGUUUUUAAAUAUUGUCGAUGAGAGCAUGCCGAUGUUGCGGUCGUCUGUUACUGUUUUCAGCGACCUGAGUAUCAGUGUAUGUUUUCAUGGUACCAAAUUAAGCCGUAUAGGUGAUUAUGUCGUGCCAGAAAGCAUUGGGAAUGUGAAUGUCCUGUCUGCCAUCUUAAGUAAGCUUCAAAGCAUCCUCGAUGAAAAAUGCUCCUCAGAAGGUCUUUGUGACGUAGUCGUUAGCCUUCUUGAGCAACUUGAACGAGAUGCCAUUGACAGUAAGAAACGGAUCAUUCGGUUCUUGCGAGAACAAGUGGCGUUGCUUGGAAAACAGCGGUUGCAGUAUUCCUCCGAAAGUAUGGUGGUUGCUUGCAUACUGCAUACCAUAUCUCCACACGCCUACAAAUUUCUGAGGGGAUCAGGUUUUUUUGCCAUGCCGCAUCCCAGUACUUGCCGAAAUGUCUGCUCCUCGUUUCACUUGUCACCUGACACCGAGUCAGCGAGUCAAAAUUUUCUCAGGUACAUAAAACACAGAUUUAAACAAUUGCAGCCGUAUGAAAGUGCCGUGGUUCUCAUGCUCGACGAAAUUCACAUCCAGCCUUUCUUUGAUUUUAAAGGUGGAAAAAUUUCAGGGGCAGCAGCAAACAGUGAAGAGGCCGCUACGUCUGCUCAUGUGUUUAUGCUGCAAAGCAUGCUGAGUUCUUUUCGCGAGGUCGUGCACAUUCUGCCUGCACGAACAAUGAAUGCUCACUGUCUUCAUGCUGUCCUGAAAAAUGUAAUCAUUGGCCUUGAGCAAAUAGGUUUUAAAGUUCUUGCAGUAGUUUCAGACAACAACGCAAUAAAUCGCAAGGCACUCAGUAUGUUUUCAGAUCCGCCAAAGCUGAGCAUCGUCUACCCAAAUCCAAAAGACGCAACACGACCUAUGUUUUAUGUUGUGGAUUCUGUGCACUUGUUGAAAUGCAUCCGAAACAACUGGAUAAAUCAAAAGAAUCUUGGGACAAACCUAUAUUUUCCAAUGUUCGAUCUCUCAAACAACAGUGUCCAUCCCGACUGCAUACAGUGGGCAUCAUUCAAAGAUCUUCGGGAGCUGCACAAGCUAGAGGCUUCUCAGCUUUUGAAAUACAGCUAUCGCCUUCUUCAAAGGCGCUAAAUCCUAGCAACUUCGAAAGGCAGAAUGUUAAACUAGUUCUACAAAUAUUCAAUGCUUUUGUGGCUGAGGCACUGGAUGCCCACUGCAACUUUCAUGCUUUAUGGCAUGCCAAAGAAACAGCAAAUUUUAUCAGGAUAGU
Molecule: messenger RNA, 1885 nt
Organism: Rhipicephalus sanguineus (brown dog tick)
Lineage: Eukaryota; Metazoa; Arthropoda; Arachnida; Ixodida; Ixodidae
Exons: 2
Coding region: 88-1746 (552 amino acids)
Molecular function (GO): sequence-specific DNA binding
Source: RefSeq, a predicted model, not a curated record